AAAUAUCGACGUUUUGAUGAUUACGUACAGCGUGACGUCAACGACGCAAAUCCCGUUCUCUCUCUUCGUAGCCGACGUCACUUUGCGUAGCUCGUGCGUUACUCGCUGCGACAUUUGAACGCCAGACAUCGCGGCGCCCAGUUUUGUGAAAUUUAAAAAUUAUGCUUAUCCAUGAUCCUGGUCACUAAAUCCUACAAAAACAUCACUAUCGUCUCAGUCAUAUGUUGUUUAUUUAAAAAUAUGGGUAUGCAUACGCUUAAUGCAUAUGAAAUUUGUCGAUUUUUGUUUUUGCAUACUUCCUCCGACACCGAUAGAUACCGUAGCAAUUGGUAAUACGUUAGGCCUGAAACCUGUAUCUAUACGAUCAUAUUGAUUAGAUAUGUCUGUUUACGAUCGGCAGAUGAUAAUAAUAUCUUUAACAGGUGAGCGUAGAACUCUACAUACAUGCACACAGCAGGAGGUUGGACCACAUACAGUGAAACGAAAGCGAGGAUCGAAAGUCACACCGGGCAGGAACCUCUGCCGAGCCGAUCAACGGGGAGCUCUGAGAAAAUCAGAAAAUAUGAAAAGUGAUAAUCAAGACGAAACCUGCUCUGCUUGUGGAUUAUGGAAUGAUCCAAAUGGAAGUACGGAAAUUGAGGAUGAAUGGGUCGGUUGCGAAAGCUGCAGCGAAACACAUUGGUUCCACAAGAACUGUUGCAAAGACCCGUCUAACCCAUGUGGAAAUGAAUACAAUUCUUGAUUUUGCCAGCGUUUCCUUCAAUUCAUCUGUUUAUUUUUAACUGUCGAAUUUUUGUUCAUUCUUUACUUGUUCCAUAUUGCAUUUCAAUUUCAACCUACACCAGUGUUAGGUACUUUCAAUUCUUCCGUUUUUUUUUUGUGAA
This is a messenger RNA of Styela clava, 884 nucleotides long. The record is from RefSeq and is a predicted model, not a curated record. Lineage: Eukaryota; Metazoa; Chordata; Ascidiacea; Stolidobranchia; Styelidae.